GUGAGACAUGAAGCGGACGCGUCCGACGUGGGUUACACAGCAGUCUGCGUUGCGCGACCGUUCGGCACUGUGCGCAACCCGUUAACCGACGCUGUCUGGAUCUGCUAUCCGUCCAUGCGAAGUGUAGCGGCGGCGUUGAUUCCGUGUGUCAUCGCGGUACUCGCGCAUUGGUGCGGUUGGACGGACAGAACUGCGUUGCUGUUGGGUUUCGGUUCUGCAGACAAGCAGAAGUCUGUGAAUGAAGUGUUGGUGGGAGUUUUAUCUGCUCGACAUCAUCAUGACCUCAGACAGGCCAUAAGAGACACAUGGCUGGGGUACCUCAAAAACCACCCUCAGUUCCAGACACGGGUGAUGGUGAAAUUCAUCAUUGGCAAGCAUGGCUGCUCUAUACCGGAGGAAGAUCGCGAGGACACGUAUUCUUGCACGCUACUGAACCUCACCGAGACAGUCGCUGGACAGGAAAUGGCCAUAUUGAGCGUGCCCGAUACCACUCUGCUGGUGCGGUCUGAUGUCUCUGUGGUCAGUCUGGACUUUAAAGUCCUUCACUCUGUGGUCAUCACACAGCUGGCCGUCUUCCCCAACGGCCCACGACAGGACUUCAUGGGCAACGUCACUGUUCGGCUGUUCCAGGUGGAUCAGGAGGAAGCAGUGGUGACGGCUCGCUUCAGCACGCUCAAUCCAGGCACUCGUGUGGGUGGGAUGUUCUAUAAGCCCGUAGAGCAGUUCAUUCUACCCAAGGGUUUUGAGGGAACUCUACUCUGGGAGAGUCAGGAUUCAGCUGGCGUGAUGUCUGUCAACGCAUCUACAGUCCAUCUCAAUAAUGGUGGAGGAGUUCUCAGGUUUGGAUCUAUAGAGGAGGGAACGUUGCCACACAGAAGUGCUCUGGGAUUCCCGGGGUUAGCUGGAGGAUUCACUUUUGCAGUUUACGAUGCGGAGGCGUUGUCUGAGCUGUUACGUGGGCGAGCCGAAAGGCAGCGGAGUCACACUGCCCGGUUAAGAGAGGAGGACUUGUCCCUGCGUGAGGAGAGUCUCAGACACGGGGACAUGGUGUUUGUGGGCGUCGUGGACACAUACAGAAACGUGCCUUUAAAACUGCUGCAGUUUUACAAAUGGUCUGUAGAAAACGCUGACUUCAGCCUGUUGCUCAAGACUGAUGAUGAUUGCUAUAUCGAUGUUGAUGCCGUCCUGCUGAAGACUGACCGCAAACGACUAACACACAGCAAACUCUGGUGGGGAAAUUUCAGGCAGAAUUGGGCGGUCGACCGUGUCGGUAAGUGGCAGGAACUGGAGUAUGCGAGUCCUGCCUACCCGGCCUUCGCCUGUGGGUCUGGAUAUGGGGUCUCCAGGGAUCUGGUGAAGUGGCUGGCCAGUAACGCGGAGUAUCUGAAGGCUUACCAGGGAGAGGAUGUAAGCAUGGGCAUUUGGAUGGCUGCCGUGGGGCCUCGCAAAUAUCAGGAUUCAGGAUGGCUGUGUGAGAAGGAGUGUUACGUGGACAUGUUGUCAUCACCGCAGCACUCGGCACAAGAGUUGCGCUCUCUCUGGGACAGGAAGAGGAAAUGUGGCAACCCCUGUGGCUGUGCUUGGGGUGAACACUGACAUGCAUGUUUCACUGUAAACACGAGUGUACGGUUAGAUGCGUGAAUGACAAUGAGAUUUUAUUUGGUGAAAUCCUUUCAGAUUAUAACAUGUCAGGGAGGCUCAACGGUUUCCCCACAAAUGAACAUGCGGCCAUCAACACGAGACACUAGUAAUGUUUACUUAUCCUUUAUAAGCCUAGUCUCUUAUUGGUCUAAUCUAUCCACACUCUGACAUCUUAUGGUGAAUCUGUAAAGCCAAACAAACACAAGGUUUUUGACAGAGCAGCAUUACUUUACUUUUUGCUGUUAUGUUUCUUUCUGUCAUCAAAUGCUCACUAAAUGUGAUUUGUGUUCACCAUCACUCAAGCACAUGAACCUUUUCACUGCUUUCAACUUAGCUAGAGGUUGCCAAAAUUGUUACACUAAAACUUUUAUCUACGAACAAUAAAAACGUAAC
This is a messenger RNA of Xyrauchen texanus (razorback sucker), 2034 nucleotides long. It is a transcript of the gene b3galnt2, whose product is annotated as beta-1,3-N-acetylgalactosaminyltransferase 2. Gene Ontology annotation, molecular function: hexosyltransferase activity. The coding region runs from base 115 to 1596 and encodes 493 amino acids. The record is from RefSeq and is a predicted model, not a curated record. Gene Ontology annotation, cellular component: membrane. The transcript has 12 exons. NCBI's taxonomy places the organism in Eukaryota, Metazoa, Chordata, Actinopteri, Cypriniformes, Catostomidae.